Messenger RNA from Pelobates fuscus (common spadefoot toad), 2988 nucleotides. It is a transcript of the gene NGFR, whose product is annotated as nerve growth factor receptor. Lineage: Eukaryota; Metazoa; Chordata; Amphibia; Anura; Pelobatidae. Gene Ontology annotation, molecular function: nerve growth factor binding; death receptor activity; coreceptor activity. Bases 91 to 1287 code for a protein of 398 amino acids. Gene Ontology annotation, biological process: Rho protein signal transduction. The record is from RefSeq and is a predicted model, not a curated record. The transcript has 6 exons. Gene Ontology annotation, cellular component: plasma membrane; cell surface.
CUUGGAGGGGCAGGUGUUGUUCUCAAUGUAGAGCAAGCAUUCUAUCUCUGGCUAUCUCUCAUAUACCAUCAACUUUACAGGACAGCAGCCAUGCAAGCCCCACUCAUCCUUAUCCUCUGCUCUGCGGUCCUGCUGAAGGCCGACAAGAAGAAUUGUCCACACAAUCAAUACACAGACAGCGGGGAAUGCUGCCAUACAUGUGGAGUAGGAGAGGGGGUUGUACAGCGUUGUGGAGCAAAUCAGACUGUCUGCGAAACCUGUCUUGACAGCGUGACAUUUUCCGACACUGCUAGCCACACGGAAGCUUGUAAGCCAUGCACAGAAUGCACUGGAAGCAGACGUAUGAUAGCUCCAUGUGUGGAGACAGAUGACGCUCUAUGCGCUUGUGCCUAUGGAUCUUUCGAGGAGGACAACAAAUGCAAGCAAUGUAAGACGUGCCCAAAGGGCAAGGGCAUGAUAAUGUCCUGCACAAUGACCCAAGACACUCUUUGCGAGACGUGCCCGGAAUUCACCUACUCAGACGUUGACAGCAGCAUGGAUCCCUGCCUACCAUGCACGAUCUGUGAAGACGAUGAGAUAACGUUGGAGGAAUGCACUCCCACGUCUGACACAGUCUGUUACAACCCAAACCCACCUGCCGACUCAGUGACGCCUUUCCCGCCAGAACCAAAUAUGACAACACUGAGCAGUACUAUUUUGAAACCCAAUGCCAGCAGCACAAGCCCUGAGAAUAAAGACAACGUUCACCCCAGCGGGGCACCAGAGAACCUCAUCCCCGUCUACUGUUCCAUCCUCGCAGCGGUCAUCGUGGGACUAGUGGCAUUUAUUGUGUUUAAACGGUGGAAUAGUUGUAAGCAGAACAAACAAGGGGGUAACAGUCACCCAGUAAACCAGACACCAUCUCCUGAGGGUGAAAAACUGCACAGCGACAGCGGUAUCUCGGUUAAUAGUGAUAGCACGGCAGAGCAGCCAGCAGGUAAUACUCAGGGCAAAAAUGACCUCCAUCUCUACAACAAUCUUUCACCCCACAAACAAGAAGAGGUGGAGAAACUUCUUGCUGGGUCUGUGGAGCAGACUUGGAAAAGUCUUGCUGGAGAACUCGGGUACCAAGAUGAGUUGAUAGACACAUUCACUCAAGAGGAGUUUCCAGUGCGGGCUUUACUUAGCGAUUGGUCCAACAAGGAGAGUGCUACCACUGAUGCUCUAUAUUCUGCCCUCCGCAAAAUCCAACGGGAUGAUAUAGCCCAGAGCUUGUACAGUGAAUCCACUGCUACCUCACCUGUGUGAGAAAGGUAGAGAAGUGGUGGGACAGAAGGAGGAUGUUCGUGUUGACCUUACCGAAUAGAACAUCCAGCCUGAUACGUGAAGGAAAAGUUUGUCCCUCUUCUCCUGAAAUUCCCAGACCUCCCUUUGUACCCAGUAUUAACGGGCAAUCCGUCUGCACUGAAGCAUUAUUUUCAGUAUUUUGGUGUGUUCUCUUCUUCUCUAAGGACUUCUCACGUCCAGAAUAUCCAGGUCUUCUCACUGUGAUGGACAUUAAGACGCUGAGAUAAGAAUCAUGAACUGCGGACGUUUAGACAACCUUUCGAAGAUUCAAGAUUCACCCCAUCAACCCUCGUUCAAACCCUUUUAUAUUCUGAUUUUAUCUUGCUUUUACAGGCCUCCACUGGUGACCCCAAAAACUUUGAAGUGUCUAUAACCCUACAGGGCCUUUAUAAGGGAAUUUGUAUACUGUGUGUAAUAACAGGGUAUAGUGACACUGAAAUUGCCAUGUUCUGAAGGUUGUGUCACACACGCACUUAGAAAGACUGUAUCAAAUGCAACCCAAAGAUUUUGGCAUCCCAUAGCUUGAUUUACACACAUUCAACUAACGCCUCUUUUGCUGACACACAAACUUUUAACUUGUGUAGGAAACUCUAAAAGCCAUGACACAUACUCCAAAUAGUGCCAGAAAAAAAUCUUCAUCUGACAUUUGUUUUCACGGUGUGUGCCACCUGUAGAUAUGUCACAUUCUAACUAACCAAAAAUGUUUCAGCCAUAACUUGUACAAUUUUUGUUAAGGUGCCACACACACUCUGAUACUGCAAGUGCAAUGGACUUUAUGUAUCCUUUUGUCACUGCACCAUGUUGAAAGGAUCACACAUAGAUUCAUGCUUAAAGCUAAAAAAAAGGCCCAAGACAAAUGCUUUAUUUAUAAUCUCUGUCGGCAAGGAAUCCUAAUUGAUUUAUUUCAGUUACAAAAGUAACUAAUUCCAAAAAAUUCAUAAAUCUCUAUGAUUGAUAUUAACAUGUUUCAGAUUACCUAGAUUAGUGCUGUCUAACUUUUCAAUAGUAUAAAGAGGCCUUCAUACUAUGCUAUUUUGGAGGCCAUUAAUGAUUUAAUUAUUGGUGUAAUAAAACUAAACUUAGGAACCUUUCAGAGAGAACUUGGGCUGUACGGAAAUCCUACAUCUGGCCUUAGUUCUCGAGUAGAAUAGCUACAAUCUAGACCACCUCUGUAUUCAAUUAUUUCCAUACACCACUUGGCUAUUUUGCAUUUGAUGGUAGAUGUUAUGAAACUCUGGGGGGUUCUUGUCACCAACAAGAAAAUAUUUGAACACAGAGCAGUGAUGUGAGGAACCUAGGACCCGAUGAUCUAUCCCAAGUCUUGACAAAUUAAACUAAGAAUGAAAAAAAGAACAGUUCAGUAAAACUUCUGCUAAUAUAGUAGGCUUGAAGUAGGUGCACAUAAACUCAUACAGCCUUUUCACAUUUAGAAUAUUUGUUGAAGGAAAGGUGGACCUCGAUGCCUUUCUUUAAAUGGUCUAUGCACAUAUUUUUAACCAAUUCUAAGUGUUUUAUUUUUUUUUAAAGAUUUUUCAGUAUGUUAUAAUAAUAUUUUGCACCUGUAUUUAGAUGCCAACUCUAACUUUUGCCUGGCAUCAGCCGAACCUCAUUGACGAACCCUCUAAAUGGCUAAGCCAGCCAUUGGGUGUUGCUGAAAUUUUU